AUGGCUCUGGUGAUGGAACCUAUAAGCAAAUGGACACCCAAGCAAGUACUGGAUUGGAUGAAAGGUAAUGAUUAUACAACAUGUUUAUUUUAAUUUGCUUGACAGAAUACAUUUGGAAACGACUAACAUGGAUAUGUGUACAUCUUUUCUCUUUCUCCAAAUUAAUGGUUCAAUGGAGUUGUUUUGAGCUAAAACGGUGCUAUUCCUUGCAUUGAAAUAUUGAACGUGUGCCAUUUUGUGUAUCAGACCCUGAUGGAAGCGCUAUUUAGUGUAAUUAUCACCCUGGCCUGAUAGGCUACGCAUUUGUAGACCACCAACUAGAUACUGAGACCAACGCAUUACAUGUAAAGGGGUUCAACAAUCAGUUGACCUAUAUAAUGUUCACAUUUAGAUUACCUCAUACCAUAAAGACUGGUGCUCUCUCUCUCUCUCUCUCUCUCUCUCUCUCUUUCUUUCUCUCUUUCUUUCUCUCUCUCUCUCUCUCUCUCUCUCUCUCUCUCUCUCUCUCUCUCUCUUUCAAACACACACACACACACACACACACACACACACACACACACACACACACACACACACAGGUUGAAGAAGUGUUGGCAACAAUUGAGGCGUUUGCAAAACUAGCACCAUGGACAGCGAACCUACUUAAUUUGAAAUGGUGUUGACCUAGACAAUGAUUCACAUUACUACAUUGAUACUACAAUUCAGCAUUGUGGAUAGGGAUAGGGAACAUAUUGUAGGUUGCAAGCUAAUUGAACUGUACAGCAGCUUUUGAAACACAAUAGUCAAUUUCAUCUUUUAGAUAUGCUGUUACACUGAACUCAAAAUGGUUGGUGUUAUGAUGUGCGGUAUGUUUUAAAGAUGCCUUAUGUUCAAGAGUAUUAGUGCUAUUUCUUCACUAUCUGCCAUAACAUUCAUAUUUCUAUGAGAGAAAACAUACUUACCUAUAGUUGUUUUUAUUAUUGUGUUGGCCAACAGUACAGCUGACGUGAAAUAACCCUUAGGUAAGACCAAAAUGACAAAACGAUUGUUGCGCUACAUUACCUGCCAUAAACAAAUUGUGGGCACCGUUACUUUAGUAGUGGCAGACUUCUGUCAUUCUGAAGGCGAGACGCUGAUUGACAACAAAUCCUUUAUUUUCAUUUAGCAACUGAAACGCUAGCAUGAGGAGCUGAAUGCUUAAAUAAUGUUCAAAAGAAAGACCUAUUAGUACUGUAACAUCCAAGCACAAGUUUAAUAACUUUCUCUCUCACCAGGGCACAGGGAUUUAUUUUAGGUCUACUAUCGUCCAACUAAAGAAGCUGUUAUGUGUCAACACAGACAUGGUUUAUGUUUUCCCACGUACUGUACACAAUAGUUUUUGCCAGGCAAGUGUCAGUCCAGAAGUGCACAGCCGUGCUUGCCUCUGGCGCUGCUGUCACAGAUGUGUCUCCAGCCUUCGCACCAAGGGCAGGGCGCCUACGGCACAACUUCUGUGCAGCUGAUACACAACACAACUAGAAACUUUAGUUCACUCUCAAAUUCUCCACCCAAAACACCAUGGGAAGGAAGUGCAUAGGCAAGUGACAUCUAUGUCAUCUGUUGUCAUAUUAAAUUCUGUAGGCCGCCAACAGAUGAAGCCAAUACACAGCAAAAGCUUGUCAGUCUAUAAAACUGGUAGAAUACAACUGACAUAAAUAAUUGAGCUGGUCUAAUCACUAACCUAAGGACAUUUGAGACAGAGGAUGCUGAUAUGAAAGUUGAGACAGAGGAUGCUGAUAUGAAAGUUGAGACAGAGGAUGCUGAUAUGAAAGUUGAGACAGAGGAUGCUGAUAUGAAAGUUGAGAAAUGUCUUUGUGCUACCACAGCUGUAAAGAAUAUUCACAUCCUUUUCACACUGUAUACUAUAUGCUAUUGGAUGCUUUGGCUCCCUUCUUCUUGAGGGUUUUUUGAGAGGUGGCCAGUGGACACAGUUGUAAAGUAAAAGGGGAACUUCACUCAAUAGAGACUGCUUCUUACCUGAUUUUUCUAAAGGAAAGAUCAUUAGGGCAAUAGAGAUCCUAUAAUUGUGAUUAUGUAAUUUUAUGAUUAGGGGUUUGCACUUCUUGUUACAAAGAACAAAGUCUAAAUAUUAGACAUUACAGCACACAAUCACGGCACACACACACACCAAUUGAGGCGUUCAAGAAGAACUAGCACCAUGGACAGCGAACCUGGAUUGGUAAUACUGCCUUACAUUGAUACUACGUUCCAACAUUGUGGCUCGAGGUAGAGCAGUCAGCAAGCUAGUUGAACUGUACUGCAUCUAUUUCAUAACCACUAUUUGCUGUGUAUGAGAGUAGGUUCAAUGCCCAUGAGAGUAAGAGGGAGGGACUGACCUGUUUUUGAGGGCAUUGAGGGCUCUGGAUUAUUCCCUUGGGUAAAAUGUAAUUUAGAAUGAAUAUUAGACACCUGUCUUAUUUCAUUUUGUGAUAGGUCUGAGGGCAAUAAUGAAGUACUGCUGAUAAUUCACUUCUUCAAGGGGCUUACCUCUUGGUCACCUGGCAACUGUUGCCAUGGAGCCUUGAUAGCUAGAGGAAGGCAACAGAAUUGAAAUCCCACAAGCAGCAAGCUCUCUAAUGAAAGCAGCCAUUCAUGAUCAUUAGAUGGAUGCAUGAACGUGUGCGCACACACAUGCACAUGCACACACAAACGCCACACACACACACACACACACACACUUGCGCAAUCAUGCUUUCACAAAUGUCACUCCCACGAACAUAGGCUACGGGCCUGUCUCAAGGCCACAGACCUAUCUCAAGGCCACGGACCUGUCUGUGUGCUCAAAGAAACAGAGGUCUGGGCAGCAGCACAUAACACGGCAAGACAAGUGUUUGCCACAUACAAAUGGGGAACUUAGUUUAGAUGAUUCACCUGACUAUGCACAGACUAUACAGAGCCAUCUACAUACAGCAUAUGAUUUGAUUGUACCAUCCUUUGAUCUACGUAGGCUAAUUUGUCCCCUGCUGAAUGCCUGUGUCCAUGGAUGUGUGUUUGCUGUGCUGUGGUGUUGACAUGGCCCAGCCAGUGUGUGUAAUGUGGGUCAGCUCUGUGCUGUGGCUGUGGCCCGCUCCGCUCUGCUCUGUGGCUGGAGAUGACUCAUCUCCCGGGAGCCAUGGAUGGAUGCUGUGGUUGAAAGCCGAGACUCUGCUAGUCUGCUCUGCUGCUAUCUGGGCUCCUCUCUCUCUGUGUCUCUCUCUCUGUGCCGCCUGGACCGCUUGACAUGGCUCCAACACAGAAUGCUGCAGAGGACUCUAUGUGUCUGUGUGGCUCUGCUGUGCUCUGAUAAGGAUGGCUUUAAUACGCUGUGGUGAGAGCAGUUGAUCUCCUAGACUAGUCCCGUUUCUCUCUGCCCCCAUUCUGUUCUGCUCUGCUCUGCUCUGCUCUGUUUUACACAAAGAGCAGCUCAACUGGUAGACUGGUUCUGCACAGUUCUCUGGAGUUGAAAGAAAAGUAUGUUGUCUCUGCUCAGAGGGUAAGAGCACACUCAGGACUUGGAACAUGUUUAUGGUUGGAAGCAUGCUCCUGGUAUUAUGUAGGAACUAACAAAGUGACUGAAAUGGAAAAUUAGUUUUUAGUAGCCCGGUAGGGGUUUGAUAUGCAUCUUUUUUUUUUUUACAGCAAUUACUCUGAAUCUGCCAGUCACACUGCAUGUUAUACAGCUCUGUCAUAUUUAUGCUUUUGAAUGGUAUAUUUCAAACUGUAAUACUUCUAAAUAAUCCAGCACAAUCCACAUCCUAUACACCUAGUAAAUGACUUGGAUGUUGACAGUAAAGGGGACAAAGACAUACUAUUAGAACAAAGGUGUGCCUAACAUAGUUCCCCCCUCAUGCUCUCUUGUCUGUCCCCCAUGCAGGCCUGGAUGACUGUCUGCAGCAGUACAUUAAGAACUUUGAGCGGGAGAAGAUCAACGGGGAGCAACUGCUCCACAUCACUCAUCAGGAGCUGGAGGAGCUGGGGGUCACCCGCAUCGGACACCAGGAGCUCAUCCUGGAGGCUGUGGACCUACUCUGUGCUCUGGUGAGUAGUCAAUCUAGACAUAAAGAGUUGGAGUCAGGAAGGAUGGUCAGGAGAUAUGGCUGUAGAGUUAGAGCUCUGGUGCACGGACAUGAUGGAACAACUUUACUAUUGAUGACUUCCAGUGCAACCAAGUCAGUGCAGUCAAGGUGCUCGAACUGGAGGAACACAGUAGACGUGCAGGAGAUGUCCAGCUAGUCUAGUUGCCAGAUCUGUUUGUGCACCGUUUGACAGGCAAGGCAUGACAGACAAGAUUGAAGACCAUAGAAGUUCAGUAAAAAGUGUCCCUUUAUUAUAAAAAACAACAACAUGUGUUUCAUCUACUGUCAUCAUCAGUGUUAUUUGCUGAGUAGGGGAGGGUCAGGUGCAGUGCUCAGUACACAGGGCUAAAAAGGCUAGGACCAGAGGCUAAUUCCAGAGUCGCGGCAAUGAUUUGUGUCUGUUGGAGCUAAAGGCUAAUUUAGAUUAAUUGGUGAUAUAUCCUUGUAGGGGCAGAUAGAGGUGGAGCUGGAGGAGCCUGUGCUGUGUACAUCAGUAAGGGUGGCAUGAAGUGGGUGUCGUUAGCCUUGGUGUAUGAUGAGUCAUGCAGAGAGAGUCAGGCGUGGGCAUGGGAAGAGCCCUGUUAGAGCAAGCUAAGAGCUGUGUAUUGAUUUGACUGAAUCAGAGAGGGGCCACACAGCACACGUCCUCGCUGAUGGGCUGGUAAUGGAUCCAUAGGCCUAGAAAGCAGCAGCUGGAAGGGAGUGUGUGUGUGAGGCUGCCUGUGUAUGCGGCGUGUGUGGAGCUAACUGAGGUUAGUGUAUGAUUCGCUGUGACAGAGCGGCCCGCAGCAGAGCAUCAUUAGAGGCUUGGGAAACGUGCCUGGACUGCCUGAAAUCCUGUCUGGCCAACAUCUCCACACCCACACACAUGUAAUCUGUGUCUGUUAGUUAGACAGUCCGGUGGAGGCUGCCUGGGUGUGUGUAUGUCAGAAUGUGUGUGUGUGUGUGAAUGUUGAGCAGACUGGAUCGUUCACAUAAGGGGCUAUAAUAUAGGUGUGCGACUGUGUGAGUGUGUGUGUUUGACUGUGUGAACGUGUGUGUGUGCAUAUGCAUUAACACAGUAUAGUGUGUGUUCUGCAUCUCAUCGCCAGCAUGGUGAUGUGCUGUGAUUCUCAUGUCCCCAUUGAUCCUGGCAGAGUGCACUAGAGCUGAACAUUGCGUCACUGCUGAGAGGAGACUGACAUGAGUAAUGAAUGCACUGGGGGAGAGCUGCAGGUUGAGGGGCCGGGAGGGACAGUACAUGCACACGCACGUGCACACACACACACACACACACACACACACACACACACACACACACACACACACACACACACACACACACACACACACACAGCCCUAUCACAUGGCCCGUCCAAAAUGGAUGUCAGCUGAAUAGAUGUCAGUCUCUCUGCUCUGCUUGUGAAAGACAAGCUUCUCAACAGAGACAUUUUAGGAUUUAAUUUCUCCUUCGUGGGUUGAUUAUGUGAGUGUGAUGGAUUGAAAGAAAAUGCUGGCUUAGUGUCAGUGUGACUGCUGACUCACUUUGACAUCAAACUGAGGGUUGCUUGUUGCUGGGAGUUAGAUAAUUGUUCAUCAGUUGGCAGUGACCAGACAGACAGACAGACAGACAGACAGGGCUCUGGUGCUGAGUUGUUGAUGCAACAGGGGUUUUACUCUCACUACAUUACAGCCAUCAGAGGAAAGUGUCCUCUCCAUGCAGUGAAGCCUCUCUCUGCCUGAAUGGCUCACUGGAAGGAAGGUAGCAGGGAAAUGGCUGAGCUGGUCAGUACUCACCACCACCUAGCAGCAUAAUGGUGUGUUUCCUCUACAGUGGGUUGACUUAUUAUAGUGUUGCUUAGCAUAUUUCUAUGAAUGUAAAGCAUAUUUAAUUCUCCCCCUCCUUUUGUCUCGUCAUCCUCUGCAUUGACAUAUAUAACCGACUAGUGAUGGAGAAGCCCCGUAAAGGCUAUCAGACAGCAGCGCAUUACUUUGAUAUUUUUAAUGAAGCAAGAGGAAAAUCAAUAAGGGAAGAAGGAGCUAUGGAAACACUGGGCUCGGUGUAAUUAAGAGUGACAAAGCCAGGAGUCACCAUGGCAACCGGGCUGGCUAAGCUACAUAGUCGUGAGUUAGACAGGAAGGAGGCAUUUCUCCAUGGUGACAGCGAUGACUGCUAACAAGACCCGCAGAAUGAGAGACAGCUAUUCACACACAGGCACACAUCUCCAACAGACACACCAUUGUGACAAGCUACGUACACACACACAACAUACAUUUCGGUUAGAGUGGAAUACUGCAUGUUGCUCUGUACACUUUAACGAAAGUGUAGCAGAUGAGUGGUCUUUAUUGUGUCUCUGAUGAGGCAAUCAUCCCUUUAUAUUUACUUGAAUAACUUGAUCAAAAAGAUACAGCUCAGUCAACCUGGUUUGGUUGAUAAAUGAAGAGGCAAAGAUGAGAUUUUCUUUACUGGAGGGACUUUGUCUCUAUUUAUCUAUUUGGAUCUUAUAUCCACUAUACAUUUGCUGUAGCACUGUUUUGUAUGAGCUUUCAAAUACAAGGACCGCACUGGACACAGACGUCAAUUCAACGUCUAAUCCACGUUGGUUCAAUGUAAUUUCAUUGAAAUUACGUGGAAACAACGCUGAUUCAACGUUGACUCGCACCACACUGUGCAUGCAAGUUACUGUUAUUUCUCCAUGUUAACUAAAUGUAUCCACAUUUUCUAGAUGAAUGACAUCUUAACUUUAAAGUUAAACACUUCUGGACCAUGAGGGUAUUGUACUUUUUGUUCCAGAACUAUGGACUGGAGACUGAGAACCUGCGUACCCUAUCCCACAAGCUCAAUGCCUCAGCAAAGAACCUGCAAAACUUCAUCACAGGGAGGCGUCGAGGCGGCCAUUAUGACGGCAGGGCCUCCCGCAGGCUGCCCAACGACUUCCUCACCUCCGUGGUGGACCUCAUCGGAGCAGCCAAGAACCUGCUGGCCUGGCUGGACAGGUGGGUGUUACACCUCGGCCCUGGGGGGGGUGGAGGCUUAUGCACCAGAACAUCCCAGUUUUGUUAGACUUACAGCGAAACUACACUGACACCGUGACGAGAGCGUACCGUCAUACCUCCGCAAAGUGGUUUUCAGGGUGCUGCACUGGGAGCGUGACGAAAUGCGUGGCUACAAACGUAAUUUUUGUGGGGGCUUUAUUUCAUAACGGUAUGCUAUCUGAAAUACAUUUUGGCCACACGUCAUAAUGCGAGGAUAUUCUUGCAACCUCAGCAACACGUUUUUUAAUACAAGCCUAAAAUGUGAUACCAAACCUUUCAAUGUGUGCAGGGUGUUUUUUUUGGCUAUUUUUGUAUUUAGGAUUAUUAGCUAGGUUUCCAUCCAAUUGGCGACAGAGUUUCAUGCGAAAAUUCUAAAAUCUGCAUAAAAACAAUAUGCGCAUUUUCCCACCAGAGAUGUGUUUCCAUGAAAUUGACUUGUUGCAGCUAAAAGGCUGUGCGUGAUGAGUCACUCAGCAGGAGGGGAGGGCCGAGCCGGCCGGGAGGAAAGGGGACAGUGCGAGUCAUAGGAUGCGGAAAGGGAGGAGAGUAGGGUUGAAGAGGAAGAAUCAGGAGAUAGGAGGGAGAAGGAUUUAGCAGAAGGGAGAGAUGAUAGAAUAGAAGAGGAGAGAGCAGUGGGGGAGAGAGAGCGAAGAUUGCGACAGCGCAUGACCAUCUGGUUAGGGGCUGAGUGGAUAGGGUUGGAGGAAAGGGAGACAGAAAAGGGAACAAAGUAGUGAUCAGAGACCUGGAGGGGGAUUGCAGUGGAUUAGUAGACAAACAGCCUCUAGUAAAGAUGAGGUCAAGUGUAUUGCCUGCCUUGUGAGUGGGAGGGAACUGGGAAAGGGUGAGAUCAAAAGAGGCAAGGAGUGGAAGAAAGAGUUGGAAAGAGAUGAAUCGAAGGUAGACGUCAGGAGGUUGAAGUUACCCAGUACGAAGAGUGGUGAGCCAUCGUCAGGAAAUGAGCUUAUCAAGGUGUCAAGCUCAUUAAGGAACUCUCUAAGGGCACCUGGUGGGCGAUAGAUGAUAACAAUGUUAUGCUUGAGUGGACAAGUGACAGUGACAGCAUGGAAUUCAAAUGAGGAGAUGGAUAGGUGAGUGAGGGAAAAAUAGAACAUCUCGAUUUAGGAGAAAUGAGCAGCCCUGUUCCACCACCGCGACGACCAGAUGCUCUCGGACUAUGAGAGAAAACGUAGUCAGAUGAAGCUGCUGGAGUAGCAGUGUUCUCUGGGGUGAUCCAUGUCUCCGUCAGGACCAGAAAUUCUAGGGACUGAAGGGCAGCAUAGACUGAGAUGAACUCUGUGUUCUUGACCGCAGAUCGGCAGUUACAAACGCUGCCAGAGACCAGUAAUUCCACGUUGGGUUGUGCUUGCAAGGUACACUAAAUUAGAAGGGUUGCAACCAAGAGGUGGGGAGCGUCUAUAAAGCCUACAAGGAGAGGAGCGAACUGGGAUAGAAAACACACACAUAGUUGGCAAAGCUACAAAAUAGCAAAAUGAGAUCAUCUGAAAAUAACUAGAUAAGAUAAUCAAGUGAGAGAGUGGUGUUGAGCCUUGCUCUCUAUCUUUCCUCUAAUAACUCGGCAGAACCAUCUUUGUUUCGGCGACAGUCUUUGUUUCGGCGACAGGCUUUGUCGGCGAUGGACUUUGUCGGCGCCGCUGAGAAAACAGGGAAUACUGAAGUACUAACAGUAAUUGCUAAUUGCUUUGCAGAGGUGUAGAGCACACCUCCCGGUACUAAUUGCUGAUUGCCUAGGAGUGGAGAAACAACACCCCCUCCAAUAUAGCCACUGAUUAUGAAAACCACAACAGUCACACAUUUCCCUGCCCCUUAAUUCUGGUUGAUGUGUUAACAAUCAUCUGCAAGUUAUGAGCAGUCAGCAGUUCAGACACCAAGUAGGCUACUGGGAAGACAGGCAGCACUUAAAGUAGAUGGCCGUAGCUAGCAAAAAGACAGUACUAGACAACACAGAUUAAGACAAAAUUAUACUUAUCACUCCUGGAGAUAUCAGGAGUCCUCUAGCUAUAGAAUGAAGCACGCAAGGUCCAACCGAAAUUUGACUUGGCCUUGUAACCCAACCCCUCCGAAAGACAGACAUACAUACACAUACAGUUUUAUUCUGGAGAGGUGUGGGUGACCGGGGAGCUGUUGUUGUGGGGGGGGGGGGGGGGUAAGUGCCUUGCUCAAGGGCACAACAGCAGGCAAUGGCAUCUAGGAUUUGAUACCAGCAAUGAUGGUUAUAAUAUCAAUAUUUGCGCAUAAAAGUGUUUCCACAGCCAUUUCUCGCAAAAUGAAUUUUACAGACAAAAAAAGAUCCCACCUUGUCUAGCGUAUUUAGUUUGAGAAAAGUCUCUCGUCUUGUCACAGAUAGAAUAAUGAGCGUUAUGUUUCACCGGAUGUAUAAAUCUGAAGCAUCUGGUUGGCAUUUCCACUCACCACCAAAUAUGGUGAUGAGAGGAAGCCUAGUGACCGGCAGUGGGAGAAGAUGGAGCGAGAUGGAUUUUGGCCGACGUUCUGCUAAUUUUCUCAUCUAUGAAACAUUUGAUCUCAAUACAGUUUUCUGUUCCAAAUACUAGAAUCUGUUACGAACUGAGUAUUGCACACGCGCACUUUACAGAACGGAAAAUAUGCAAAUACAUGCUAGAACGCGCCAAAAGGAUCUCACUAGCUUGUGCUUGCUUCUGCUAACCUCCUUGCUUGUUUUGCCCACUAUUAAUUUGCUCCCAUUGGAAACGACAGGCUGUGGUCUAUCUUGGGUUAGUUAUACAAAUCUUUGGUCUUGUUGUCUUUCCUUGCUAGCGAGUUGGCUAAACACUGCAAGCUAGCUAGCCUUUGUGAAAUAAUCUUAUUUAUAAUUAAAUAAUAUGCCCAGGCAAAUACUUAUACUUGCAGUUGUAACGUACAACAUUAUCCCAAUUUGAUAAGCUGCUUCAACGUAUUCGCUUCCAUAUCAGCGAAAAAUUUCAUCAUUUUUGGUCACAGAGAAAGAAAAGCACAUGGCUAUCUGUUUUUAUGUUUCCAAAUAGUCUAGAAUAAAGUUAACACGUCUAAACAAAAUACAUUUUGGGGGGAUUCUAAUAAGGCUACAAUGUUGUUUGUUUUAAUUGUUUGAACAGUCACUGAGAUUAUAUUGAUUUAUCAAUGCAAAAUAUACUGAACAAAAAUAUAAACGCAACAUGUACAUUUUGUGCACAAAUCUGUUUACAUCCCUGUUAGUGAGCAUUUCUCCUUUGCCAAGAUAAUCCAUCCACCUGACAGGUGUGGAAUAUCAAGAAGCUGAUCAUUACACAGGUGCACCUUGUGCUGGGGACAAUAAAAUGCAACUCUAAAAUGUGCAGUUUUGUCACACAACACAAUGCCACAGAUGUCUCAAGUUAUGAGGGAGCGUGCAAUUGGCAUGCUGACUGCAGGAAUGUUCACCAGAGCUGUUGCCAGAGAAUUGAAUGUUCAUUUAUCUACCAUAAGCCGCCUCCAAUGUUGUUUUAGAGAAUUUGGCAGUAUGUCAAACCGGGCUCACAACCGCAGACCUCGUGUAACCAUGCCAGCCCCUCCACAUUUGGCUUCUUCACCUGCGGGAUCGUCUGAGUCCAGCCACCUGAGAAGCUGAUGAAACUGUGGGUUUGCACAACCGAAGAAGUUCUGCACAAACUGUCAGAAACUGUCUCAGGGAAGCUCAUCUGCAUGCUCGUUGUCCUCACCAGGGUCUUGACCUGACUGCAGUUCGGCGUCGUAACUGACUUCAGUGGGCAAAUGCUUACCUUCGAUGACCACUGGCACGCUGGAGAAGUGUGCUCUUCACAGAUUAAUCAUGGUUUCAACUGUACCGGGUAGAUGGCAGACAGCGUGUAUGGUGUCGUGUGGGCGAGCGGUUUGCUGAUGUCAACGUUGUGAACAGAGUGCCCCAUGAUGGAGAUGUGUCGCGCUGCAUGAGGCAAAUGGUGGUCACAUGAGAUACUGACUGGUUUUCUGAUCCACGCCCCUACUUAAAAAAAAAAGGUAUCUGUGACCAACAGAUGCAUAUCUGUAUUCCCAGUCAUGUGAAAUUCAUAGAUUAGGGCCUAAUGAAUUUAUUUAAAAUGACUGAUUUCCUUAUAUUAACUGUAACUCAGUAAAAUCAUAGAAAUUGUUGCAGGUUGCGUUAAAAUGUUUGUUCAGUGAAGGUUAUUUUGAUGCAUAGCCUAUAGAUCAGAUCAAGGAUCCAAGCGAGCUUCCUUGCCUACACAACACUGCCCCUAUUACGAUUUUCAUGAGGCACUGGAGUAUGUAGAAUGUCUAAGCGCACUACAAGGAGCCGCCCCUUUUGUGAUGAAAAACGACAUUGCGACACUGCACUACGCUCCGUAGGGUCCGUCUCCAUAGGUUAUAAAUAGCCCUUUAGAAAAAUAAAUAAUUGUCUUAUAGUUUAUAUAUGGUUCUCUUUCAUUGUAAAGUUGUUGGAGAGGGCUUAUGCAAAGAGUUGAUUUUUUAUCUGACUGACUGUUCUGUUCUGUUCUGCCCUCUCCUAUCCUCUGACGUCUCUGAACUCUACAUAUUGUACUUUCUUCCCUCCUGCCAGAUCCCCAUUUGUCAGUGUGACAGAGUACUCCUUACUAAAGAACAACAUUGUUCAACUGUGCCUGGAGUUAACCACCAUAGUACAACAGGUGAGUUGUCCAAGGGUAGGAAAAGGUUAGGGAAUUGUAUUAACUAGAUACUAUUGCGUCAAUAUGUCUCUCACAGAACACCUAGCUACAUACCUCCAUUUUAUACUUCUGUUAAAGUUUUGUCAGGAAUAGAUGAAGGCCUACUGAAAAUAACUUCCCUGUUUUAAACACUCUCAAUAGACAGUCUGCCAACUACACUAGCGAUCUCUUUUUUUAAUACUUUCGUUCUCUAACAGUUUUUUAAUUGUCUUGCAGGACUGCACAGUGUAUGAGACAGAAAACAAGAUUCUUCAUGUGGUGAGUUUUGAGUCUUUUUUCAUGGGGUUUACUGCCCACAAGGACACACAAGGAUUCACAAAUCUUCCUAUCAAUCAUUAA
Coregonus sp. 'balchen' is the source of this 12106-nucleotide messenger RNA. NCBI's taxonomy places the organism in Eukaryota, Metazoa, Chordata, Actinopteri, Salmoniformes, Salmonidae. The record is from the annotation of a GenBank genome assembly.